Molecule: messenger RNA, 1567 nt
Organism: Papaver somniferum (opium poppy)
Lineage: Eukaryota; Viridiplantae; Streptophyta; Magnoliopsida; Ranunculales; Papaveraceae
Exons: 3
Coding region: 338-667 (109 amino acids)
Source: RefSeq, a predicted model, not a curated record
UAAUGCUAAAAAGGAGAUGUUCCUUAGUGUCUUGAAUAACUUGAAGACCCCAGAUGGUUACUCUUCACUCAUUGCAAGAUGUGUGAAUAUGAAACAGCGUAAGAUUUUUGGAUUAAAGAGUCAUGAUUCACAUGUGAUAAUGCAGCAGCUAUUGCCUUUGGAAAUUCGAAAGACGUUGUCAGAUAGAGUUAGUUCUGUGUUAAUUGAGUUAAGUUCAUUCUUCCAAGAACUAUUCUCCAAGAAUUCACGGCCUAAAGACUUCAAAUAAUUAGAAAAGCGCAUCACACUCAUUCUCUGUAACUUGGAGCAGAUAUUUCCUCCUGCCUUCUUUGACAUUAUGGUACACUUGCUUAUCCAUUUGCCAACAAAGGCGCGUAUUGGUGGACCUGUUCAGUAUCGAUGGAUGUACCCGAUUGAAAGGUAUUUGUACACUCUCAAGAAAUAUGUCAGGAAUAAAGCUCAUCCGGAGGGAUCCAUUGCUGAAGGAUAUUUGGCUGAUGAAUGUGUGACAUUUUUGUCGAGGUACCUCAAAGAUGUAGAGUCACGAAUAAACAGACCAGUUAGAUACGUGGAUGAUACACACAUUGGGAAUGCUGCAUGGAUUUUUCUAAGUGGCAAUCAAAAAGGAAACAGAAGGCCACUCUGGCUAUGUUACACCCUAAAAUGAAUCAACGUUAGCGCCAAGGGAAACACAAAAAUGAGUUUGUUGAUUGGUUCAGGGACCAUAUCAUGUUACUUGGUCAAGCUAAAUUACCAUUUGCAGAAGGAUUGGACGUGCUAGCUGAAGGUCCAUUCACAACUACGAGACGAUUCACCGGUUAUACUACUCGUGGUUAUAGCUUCAGAACAGUCAGUAAGGAUUCUAGAGCAAAGACACAGAACAGUGGUAUUGUAGUAGAGUCAACAGCACCUUUCUAUAGGAAUGCAGCGGAUCAGAACCCGAACAAUGAUACUGAGCUCACAUAUUAUGGACAAGUUAAAGACAUAAUUGAGCUGACUUAUAGACAAAGCCGUAAAUUUGUAUUAUUCGAGUGUGACUGGUUUGAUGUUGUUAGUGGAUCAGGCAGAGGUAAGAAGGUGUAUAACUUAGGGUUCACUCUCGUAAAUUUCAAUCAUCGCAUACCAACACAGAAAGAAGAACCUUUCGUUUUGGCCUCUCAAGUGCGGCAAGUUUUUUAUUCUCAAGAUCCUAUAGACUUGGAUUGGCACGUGGUGGUAAGGAAUAUACCCAGGGAUGUUUUUGACAUGGGUGAGGGUAAUGCUGAUGAACUACUUGACACUGAUCCAUUUGGAAGGGAUUCUGAGCAAGUCGGUAUUGAAGAUGAUGAUAUCAGCGUUGUUAGAGAUGAAGGGAGUGGGGUGUUUGUUGAUGCUCCAGCAAGGAAUGUUAAUAGUCAACAAGGUGUAUAAAACGGAAGUGUUUAUGAAAACAUUGAAGAAGAAGAAGAAGAAGAUGACGAAGAAGAAGAAGAAUACGUCGGGGACAAGGAAGAAUCAGAAGAUGAAGAGUACGUAGAUGGGGUUACAGAUAAUGAUGAUGGUGGUGAUGGUGAUAGUGAUGGUGAUA